CUUUAGUCGAGGCUUAGCGCCCGAAGAAGAAACAUUCGUUCGAAAGCAAAAGAACGGAGCCCAACCGCGCGUUAACACACAUAUAAAAACCAGAGAGCUCACACACAAUUGAGCAACAAGAACAACAAGAAGAAAAACAGUCCCAUUGCAGAAGGGACAGAAAGAGACGGAAUCUCGCGGGCGAGACAAGAGAAAAGAACGCGAGUACGAGAGUCGGGACGGAGGAAGGAAGAAGAAGAAGAAGCAGCACGAGGAGAAGGAAGACAGUAACAGAGAUUUCAGUGUUAUUCAUUUCGGGAAGAGGCAAGGCUCGCGCAAACAAGAGAAAGAGCGUGAACCGACAAGAGCUCGCACGGAGUCUGAGACUUGGACUUGGAUUUUGUGGGAAGAAGAGUGUCAGCCGCGGGUCGUCGAGCACCGUGUGUCUGCGUGCGUGCGUGUGUGUACAUGUCCGCGCAAAGAGGGACGAAAAUCGAUAUUAUGUGAAUGUGUCAAAAUCAGGUCACUCUGGAUUUAAAGCGUACACGGCAGUAGUGGGAUUGGUCUUUAAGCGAGACACGAUCUGACGGUGUUGGCGAAUUAUAAGCAAGACAAAAGUGAGCACCCGUGACACACUGUUGAACAAUAAACCUUUUUCUGUGAAGACUGAGCUGCGGAACAAACGUACGUUACGUGGCAAGAAGUGGAGAUUUGGAGGAGCAGUCAGUCUUAUCUCAACUUCAUCGUACCGGACGCAGUAGCAGCAGCACCCUUUAUUUUCACCGAAGACUGAGUUACUGCAGCCAAUUACACCUACCGUCGGAGAAACGUUGCGGAUAGCCGGAGCAGCUCCGAGAUUGUUGGAUUAAUGUUCCUGAUAAGUGUUUAAGGAAAAUUCAGUUGAAGCAAGCCACUAGUGAUUUGAAGCAAAGAAAAUUUAAGCAUAUCGAUUGAAAUAUAGUAAAAAAAAAGUGUUUGGUGCCAAAUGUACGGUUGAAGAGGGUGUUGUGCAAAGUUAUACACACACCCCACAGAAAAGUUGAUUCCAAUGAAAAGUGUUUGAAGUGCAAACAGUUCGUGUCGUUCACCCGUCGCGACUGUGGUCCUAGUACCACAUCGGGGUUUAACGUUGGAGUGGCAUAAAAUCAAUACCACCGGCAGUAGCAGAAUGGCGAUGGCAGCGUGCUACCCGAACUACGACUUGUCGGCUUCGUCCGGCAUGUCGCAGCACUCGCACCAGCACCAGCAGCAGCAGUCCCAGCUGCACCAUCUAGCCGUUUCGUCGCGGCUGGCUGGUGCAAGUGUCCAGAUGGCCGCCCAGAAGGACUACAGCGUACCGCUGCACGUGGACUGUAGUGUGGAGUACGAGUUACCGAAUCAGGCCAAACCUCCGGUGGGAGCGCGCGUUGAACCGCUGCUGAUGAUACACCCGUGCUACUUCCGCAAGAUGGAGUGCCAGAGGCGAAGUCCUUUCAUAAACAAUAUGCCAAAUUCAACCCGUAGUUCUAAUUCAAUUGUUGCCAACGUCGUUGACCGGCGCAGCUCAAAGGCUAGUUCCCAGCAGCAGCAACAGCAACAGCAGGUACAACAGCAGCACGCUGUUGUGUCCAGUCAUCAGAGCAGCGGUAGCAUGCACCAUCAUCAGAAUCUGCAGCAGCAGAUUGAUGAGUACGUGCAACGCCAGAUGGCUCAAAGGUCACAACAGGCACACUACCCUGGGGCUAGUCAGCAGCAGCAACAUCAACAGUCACAACUUCAAUCUCAACACCAUCGCCAUCAUUCGCAUCAAUCACAGCCUCAACAGCAGCAGCAGCAGCAACUCCAUCAGCAGCAGCAGCAGCAACAAUCCACCAAUCAGUACGGCAUGCAAAGUCAGCAACAGCAACUAGCAAAUACCUCAGACUGGAGCCGUUACAUGGUCCCCGACGGGGUAGUCCGAAGUUACGGAAAAGUCAACCUAGCCAAUCAAACUGCCUAUAGCAACAGUAACAACUCGAGCAGCACGAGCAGCAGCAGCAGCAAGUCAAAAGUCAAGCGUAGUAAUACGGGUAUGUCACAGAUGGCCGGCGCUGGUCAGCACCAGCCGCAGCAGAACAUGAUGCCGGUGGCGGGCAGCUGUGCCGCGUUCAACAGUGGCAGCAGUUUGGAGGGUGGCCUUCCAUCCGGUUCCCGGUGGGACAUCGAAAAGACUUCAAUGGCCGCGGUGCCGCGUGAUUUCCAGGCGGGUCCCGAAUCGUUACCGAUCAAAUCGAAUGCUAGUCUACUGGCCAACAAUGGUGGAGCCAACAAUAACAACAACAAUGGAUCCCAAACGGCCAUCAGCAGUAAUCAUACUAACAACAACUAUCAACCGUCGGCAGCGAUGUACCGGAACCCGUCGGUGGUUGGCAAACGAGACGCUAUGCUUUCCGGAGGCUGUGGUGUAUAUAGUAAUAGUAGCAACAACAAUAACAUUAGGAACAAUAACAACACUGAGCUGACGGCGGCCGCGGUCGCAGCUGCCGGUGUCAGUGGACUAUGGGACUCGUCAGCCCUGCUGGAGAAGAGCCCAAUGGCUGCGAUACCACGUGACUACCAGGCAGGACCCGAGCACAUGGCGUGCAGUAAGAUGGCGGCCGCUUCCGGUGCUCACUCGCUGAUGCGGACCAGCAGUUCCAGCAGCAACGCCAGCAGCGGUUACCAUUCGACGUCGGCAUCGGACAAGUCGGCGGCGGCGGCUGCGGCCCUGUUCGCUGGCAAGUACCGGUCCCACCAGCGCGCCUCCCAUCGGCUGCACCCGUACAUGAUGACCAGCUCGAUGGGUGCCUCGUUCCCGCCGCUCAUGACUCCGGCAUUCCCGCAGAUGCAGCAAGUGUCGUGUUAUAACGUGUGAUUUUAAUGCAAAGGGCAAAGAGAGAAAACAGAGAAUGAUGAAAGUUAAUCGAAAAUAUGGCAGAUGGCAAGUGGAGGAAGUGAAGGCAUAAUUUAUUAAUGAUUAAUCAUCGCUAUAAUCUCUUUGUUUGUGUCUUAUAACCGACGAAGAAAACCCGGAAGGCAACAAGUAUAAAAGUAUAAUCGAGCAACUUUUUUCGUUGCAUUUAAAUGUGAUAGUAGAUUUACUCCAAGCAACUUCGAAAGAUAGUAAAAAAAUAAUUACAAAAUAGGAUAAAAGUUAAGAAAACAACAACAAAAAAUAUCGCUGUAUAUAAAAAUAUGUGUUCCAAAGAAAGUCAUGCGCGAAAAUCGUAGUGAAAAAAGCAAGAUAACAGCAUCAGAAGCAAAGCGAAAUGUUAGCGGAAAAGCCGUCGGAACGGGCGGAACGAAGCUGAAGAGAACAAAGCCAGAAGAUGUGAAGCAAAGUCAAAUCCGUGGAAGACGAAGCAAAAGUUUGUGCAGUGUAUAACAAUCCUGCCGGAAGUUACGAAGAAGAUUGAAGAUGAUGUGAAGCACUCCAGAAGCAAAGAAGAGCAAAGUGUCGCCGGAAACUGGAUCAAGUCGCCAUUUUGGAUUACCGUCGUUACCGUCGUCGUCUCAUCAGUCAUCAAACCUCACGCAAGAUUUGCACCAGCGGUGACUUGAAGGCGAGAGACGUGGCAGGCGCGUGGGAGAGACAUGCCAAGCCACAUGCCACUUCGCGCCCUCAUCAAUAUUCAUCAGCUUUCUUAACAUCAUCGCGCGGAGUCUCAUCUUCAUCGUCAACGUAGUUGUCGUCGUUGUCUCAGCUGGUGGGAUUCCGCUGGGGAACGCUCGCAGGUUGCAGCAUCUUCAAAGCGGAUAUUCCAAGCAGCAGCAAACUUUUCGCAAUCGUUUUCCUGGGAUUAAUUGGAUUUAUCCUUCGGCUAGUUCCUCUUCAUCUUCAAACUCUCAUCUCCUCGCUAAUACACACAUACACUUACACACAACCACACAAAGUCACUGGAAGUACAUUCACACAAAUACAUUUACACAAACCAAGCAUUAAAACUCACAACGCAGCCCUCUUCCUAACUACUAAAAAUAUGCAAACAAAUGAGGGAUUAGAACUGAUUUCCGGAGAGUAAUGUAAGAACAUAAGUAACAAACCAAGAAACCCCUACGCUACACAACAAACCUUUACGAAGCUCGCCCUCGAACUCUAUUGUUACGUUUGAUUUUUUUUUUAUUAGACACACUUUUCUUUUUAGUUUUUUUUCUCUAAUAUUGUCUGAUUGUCAGUUUAAUUGGUUUUCUUCUUUUAUUUUCUUUGUUUACUGUAGUCACUGAUUUUUUUUUUUAUAAAAUCUUUCGAACAUUGUCUGGAAAAGCCCCUCUCUAUGUUACUACUCGUAGUCGCGAGAUUAUCUGAAAUCCUUUCUCAGUGAAUCACGUCCGUACAAGAUUUGUCUAUUGUCUAAGAUUUUUGUUUUAUGUUUUGUUCGGCGAUCGGCAUCGAUUGCUGCGCGUAUAGUUUUGGAUUUUCUUUAGAUCGAUUUUCUUUAAGAUCUUUUCUUUUCCUGUCAGAAGCAAUGGAAUGAGAACCCUUUGUUGCAUGCUUUAAACAAAUAUCGAAAAACAUAGCAAAACAAGUCGUUGGAAAUAUUAUGCAAAAAAUGUAUUAAAAAUUAUACCAAAAGUAACCGAAACAAAAAAAACAUACAAAA
Molecule: messenger RNA, 4577 nt
Organism: Culex pipiens pallens (northern house mosquito)
Lineage: Eukaryota; Metazoa; Arthropoda; Insecta; Diptera; Culicidae
Product: centrosomal and chromosomal factor-like
Exons: 1
Coding region: 1148-2851 (567 amino acids)
Source: RefSeq, a predicted model, not a curated record